GUGCAUUUUAGGCCCCGCCCCCUGAGGAGCUGCUUUGUCUGGGUCUUUCUCUUCUCCCUCUUGUUCGACGCUGCUACUUUUGUCUCCAAUAUGAAGUCCCCUGGCUACAUUUUGUUGUGGAAGUCGCUGGCCGCAGUGAUUCUUGUAUGUCAGGCGAGGCCAAACUUGAAGCUCAGUUCACAGACAGGCAGUGGUCUCAGGGCCGAGUGUUUGGGGAACCUAAUGCGCCUGUCGCUGGAUAAAGCGUUGGCAGUGGGCAAUCAGCUGGAGGUGGAGGCCAUCAAUGGCAGUCAGCGCGUGCUGCUCACACCCGCCCUGGCUGCUCGCUGUGGGUACAGUAUGGAGUCUGACCCCUGGGGCAACACCCGGAUCUACGCCUCUCUGCUGGGCUGCUACGUCCACAACACUGAUGACACUACGUUUGAGCUGGGUCUGAGGCUGGAGAUGUUUAACUCCAUGUCUCCUGAGGUAAUCUCUCACGAUGUGCAGCAGACCUGCAGCUUCUCCCGCUGGGCCCCGAGGGAGGUGCUCUGUGACCGCAACUACAUGGAGGUGUCUCACCACAUUCCUGUGCCUGACUCUCCGGCUGAUCCCACAGGUCCAAAAGGCUCCAGUGUUAAAGAUGAUCCACAAAUGAAUGCCAUUCCUGGGAGCUCGGCGACGGGCGGCAUCUGGAAGCUGACAUUCCAAAGCCCUGAGGUCGUGCCUAUGGUGCAGAGGGAGGCUGAGCAGGCCGGGUACGGAGCCCACAUCUCUGCCAACCGUCUGGUGGUCCGCAGCCCCUACCACAAACCAGAGACCUACUCUGAGGAUGUGGCAGGGAUCCCCAUGGAGGUGCUGCGGGUCAGUGUGUACUACAGCACUCCCACAGGGCUCAGCGUCAUGGACAUGUCUGCGGCCUGUCCCAUUGGUGGCGUGCUGUUCACAGAGCAGCUGAUCUCAUGGCACAUACCCCGUGUGGUCACUCCCCUGGUGGACAGUGGUGCCAGGAUCCAGGAGCUGCACAUGGGCAUGAACGGGCACAGGCUGGACCCGAGCCAGCUGUCUGCCCGUGGGUACACUCUUAUCACCAAGGACUUCCACAUCGUAAUGGAGAUCCCUGUGGGCACUCCCGAUGGCUACUAUAAGAGCCAUGCCCCAGGCUACCAGUACCACGUGAGCUUCAGCGUGGAGCCCAUGGUGGAGGUCCUUUGGAGGUCUGUUCAGAGCAGAGUAGACACCCACUACAAGGUGCUAUUCCCCAUCACCACCCCUCUGAUGGCACGCCCCCCCCACGUCAGUGACCAGACGGUAGUGGCAUCGCGGCUCUUCUCGCUCCAGGUGGGUACGUUUCUUCAGGACGUGGAGCUGAGGAACAUCACCUUCUUCACUGGGACCUUCUCUGUGGAGGAGUGUGUGACGCGAGGCUUCAGUGUGCAGCAGCAUGACUACCCCAAUGGCACACGCAGCUUCUCAGUCAGCCUGGCCUUCAGCGAGGACGUGGUCAAGAGACACAACCCAGAGCCCCUGGUGACUGUGUACUCUUUGCCCCUCACUCUGGGCUUGGUGGUGCAGCCGGAGCUGUCACCCUUCUCUGCGAGUGCCGAGCUGCAGGCCUCCCUGCACGACGUGGUGCUGCCAACUGUGUCGGGCAGCUGUGACCAGGAGAAGUUCCACAUCACCGUUGCCUAUGGAAACCAGGGCUCUAACUUUGAGACGUUUGAGACCCUGGUGGGGUACCGGGUGCUGACAGCAGAGAGUGCUGGGAAUUACCACUUCAAAGAAAAUGCCACGCACUUCAACUUUGAGGUCCUGUACAUGGCCCAGGACACGGCAUUUGAGGUGCUGGAAUCUGACUCGGUCCGAGCAAGACUGGACAUCAUCCUGUGGGACCCCAAAAACCAGUGGACUGUGGGUGACCUGUACCUAGCCUGCCACUUCCCCCUCACCACAACGCAGUGCUUCUCUAAUGGCACGAUGACUGCUCUGGCCGUGAAGCUGCAGUCGGUGCCUGGUCUGGAGCUGGACAGGCUGAGGUUGAGGGAUCGCAACUGCGGACCAGUCAGCACCACAGAGCGGUCAGCCCUUUUUUCCUUCACUGUGGACUCCUGCGGGACCUCCAGGACCUUUUUGGACAACUACAUGUUGUAUGAGAAUGAGAUCAGCCUGGACUACAGCACUGGGGUGUCGUACCCUAAAUGGGACAAUAAAGUGCCCCGGACCUCCCCUAUAGACCCAGAGUACAGGCAGAAAGUCUCCUGCUACUACAAAGUGCAUGGGAGAGUCAGUGCAGUAUUCGGACACACUCCGGGCAGCAUUCCAGCUGCAGAGGUUGGGACGGGGCAGCUGCAGGUCCACAUGAGGCUAGCCAAAGAUUCAUCCUAUGGGUGGUUCUAUGGACCGGAGGACUUCCCUGUGCCUAAGGUCCUCCAGGAGCCUGUGUAUGUGGAGGUGUCCCUGGACUCCUCUGAUACCAGACUUGAGCUGGUACUGGACAAUUGCUGGGCCUCAAGCAGCCCGGACCGGAGCUCUGAGCCACGAUGGGACAUCAUUGUAGACAGCUGUGCGAACCUGGAGGACCGCUACCUUACCCAGCUCCUCCCUGUGCAGAAGGACUCCAGUGUGCAGAUCCCUGCUCAUGUCAAACGAUUCUCCAUCAAGAUGUUCACCUUCACACGAGAGGACCAGGUUCUCCAGGAGCAGAUCCACAUUCACUGUGAUGCUGUGGUCUGUGACUCCAAUGACCACACAGACGGUGCCUGCAGGGGGCAGUGUGCUCACCCCAGGGCACCUACACAUCCAGGAGUGGACGGGGCCAAAGGCAGAAAGAGGGAGCGGAGCAGUGCGCAGACCUCCUCUGGACCUGUCCUACUGCAGCAGAGCGGUCGUACACAUCCCUCUUAAUAAACUUUGUGCAUUUUAACUGC
Periophthalmus magnuspinnatus is the source of this 2906-nucleotide messenger RNA. It is a transcript of the gene zpax1, whose product is annotated as zona pellucida protein AX 1. NCBI's taxonomy places the organism in Eukaryota, Metazoa, Chordata, Actinopteri, Gobiiformes, Gobiidae. Bases 91 to 2883 code for a protein of 930 amino acids. The transcript has 21 exons. The record is from RefSeq and is a predicted model, not a curated record.